AUAGGUUGUAAGACUUUGUGUCCUGCUCCAUGGAAAUAGUCCGGUCAGAUCCACUUUCACAGCGAAUCAGUGCGCAGCGGGGACGCGUGCAGCGCGGAGGCUGUCAGUCCUCACCGUCCCUCCCAUUGGCUGCAGCAGGAUGCUCCGCGUCUCUCCUGUUUCCUUGAUCCUCACAUGCAACCGGAGCCGUCGGAGGUUCGCAGUGGAGCGGGAGAAGGAGCCUUCACCUGUAGAUAUUUUUGCAUUAACGUGCGUUUCACCCGCGCCCAAAAACAAACGCCACUUUGCGAAGUAAAAAGGCUGCGCGCUCCGGAUACCGCAUCGCUGCACAGCCGCUGGAAAUAACUUCAUUAUUCCAGUUUUUUUGCGGGCGGCUGUCGCCCUGUCCUCCGGUUUGACGGGAUCCUGCAAGCUGCAUGGAGGGAUGUGGGCAUGGCUUGCACCAGGAGAACCAAAACUUUGGUGUCCACAUGCGUGAUACUGAGCGGCAUGACUAACAUUGUUUGCCUGCUCUAUGUCGGAUGGGUUACUAAUUACAUCGCCAAUAUUUACAUCAAAGUUCCCAUGCCUUUACCGGAGAGAAAGUUGGAGGGGGACAAAAGAGGAGACACUCUCCGGAUCAUGGAGAGGCUGGACCGGCUGGAGAAUGUGGUCAACCAGCACAUACAAGAGACUCCAGGGAAGGGAGAGGACGGUCAGACGGACACAUCAUUCUCUGACUCGUCGCUGUUCGCUCACUGGGGUCAGGAGCUCAGCCCCGACAACCGGCGGCUGGCGUUGAAGAUGUUCCAGUACUACGGAUAUAACGGCUACCUCAGCGAUCGUCUCUCUCUGGACAGACCGAUACCAGACCUCAGGCCUGAUGGGUGCAGGAACCUCUCCUACCCUUUAAACCUCCCGCAAGUGAGCAUAGUGUUCAUUUUUGUGAAUGAAGCCUUCUCGGUCAUCCUGCGGUCGGUUCACUCCGCCAUCAACAGGACGCCCUCCCACCUUCUCAAAGAGAUCAUCCUGGUGGACGACAACAGCAAUAACAAUGAGCUGAAGGAGAAGCUGCAGGAUUUUGUGUCCGAGACAAACAGCCAGCAUCCAGGAUUCAUCAAGAUGGUGCGUCACGCCAAGCAGGAGGGUCUGAUCCGCUCCAGAGUGAGCGGGUGGAGGGCUGCCACUGCCCCAGUUGUUGCCCUGUUUGAUGCCCACGUCGAGUUCAACGUUGGAUGGGCUGAACCCAUCCUGCAGAGAAUUAAAGAAGACAGAACGCGCAUAAUCUCCCCAUCAUUUGAUAACAUCAAGUACGACACGUUUGAGAUCGAGGAGUACCCGCUGUCGGCCCAGGGCUUCGACUGGGAGCUGUGGUGCCGCUACCUCAACCCUCCCAAGUCCUGGUGGCACAAGGGCAACAAGAGUGCCCCGAUCCAGAGCCCGGCCCUGAUUGGCUGCUUCGUGGUGGACAGGCUGUACUUCGAGGAGAUCGGUUUGCUGGAUGAGGGGAUGGAGGUGUACGGGGGAGAGAACGUGGAGCUGGGCAUCAGGGUGUGGCAGUGUGGCGGCAGCGUGGAGGUCCUGCCUUGUGCUCGCAUCGCCCACAUAGAGCGCGCUCACAAACCGUACACCGAGGACCUGACGUCCCACGUACGGAGGAACGCCCUCAGAGUGGCAGAAGUCUGGAUGGACGAGUUUAAAAGCCACGUGUACAUGGCCUGGAAUAUUCCUGUGGAGGACCCGGGGAUUGAUAUUGGCGAUAUCUCUGAGAGGAAGGCUCUGAGGAAGAGGCUGCAGUGUAAAACUUUCCGCUGGUACCUGGUCAACAUCUACCCCGAGAUGAGGAUGUACAGCGACACCAUCGCAUACGGAGUACUGAAAAACUCCCUGAAGAACGAUCUGUGUCUGGACCAGGGCCCCGACAACGACAACGUGCCCAUCCUGUAUCUCUGCCACGGGAUGACACCUCAGAAUGUGUACUACACCAGUACUCAGCAGCUCCACAUCGGGCUCCUCAGUCCCACCGUGGACGACGACGACAACAAGUGCCUGGUGGAUGUGAACAGCAGGCCGCGGCUCAUCGAGUGCAGCUAUGCCACAUCCAAACGCAUGAAGCUCCACUGGCUCUUCACUCAGGGAGGAUCCAUUCAGAACAGGAAAUCAAAGAGAUGCCUAGAGCUUGUAGCGAGCAGCGACAAUGAGUUCGGCUACCAACUGGCUCUGCAGAAAUGCACCGGACAGAAAUGGUUUAUCACAAACGUGCUGUUUAGCAGCUCCUUAUGAUCGACUGCUAACGGGAACACUGUUGUGAAUAGAUGGAGUUGCUUCUUUUGUGUGCACGUGUGCAGAAGGACGAGGCGGCAGGAGUCCCACAGAAGAGCGGUGCACGGUUGAACACGAUCAAUCUGAGCGCCACGAUGUCCUCAGAAGAGCCGACAUCACAUCGUAAAUGUUAAACAUUUUAUUUUGCCUACAGGAUCAGCCAUAGCUGGCGGAUAUUUUGCAGAUUUGACAAGGUAGUAUAUUUAGUAUAUUUUGUGGUAAAUACAGUACAGUCAGAUUUUCGUUGACUUAAAAAGAUGUAAUGGGUCCAAUCUGUUUUUGUACUUUGUUCUUAAUUGCUACUGUGUAGCAAAGCUUUCUGAACCUGUCCCUGCUGUAAUUAUUUUAUUUUAGUGUCUCAGGUUUGUAGGUUUAUUAAGCGAUUCAAGCUGUACAGUUGUGGGGAAAAUGUUGGAAUAAAUCUGAAAAUGAUAGAUUAUUUUCUACAUGUAAAUAUUUUGAUUAUUUGUAAUAUAUAACAGUAAAAUAACUGAUGUAAACUACUGAGUGCAAGUGCUUUUGUUGUGGCACAAUCUGUGAUUCAAACCUUAACAAAGAGGCUCGUCCCUUCAUGAAAUUAAAAAACUGGAACCUGCUAACAAUCCCAAAUAUAUUUUUGAUUGUCAAACAUU
Centropristis striata (black sea bass) is the source of this 2933-nucleotide messenger RNA. It is a transcript of the gene galnt18b, whose product is annotated as UDP-N-acetyl-alpha-D-galactosamine:polypeptide N-acetylgalactosaminyltransferase 18b. Bases 433 to 2262 code for a protein of 609 amino acids. Gene Ontology annotation, cellular component: Golgi apparatus. The record is from RefSeq and is a predicted model, not a curated record. Lineage: Eukaryota; Metazoa; Chordata; Actinopteri; Perciformes; Serranidae. The transcript has 11 exons.